Messenger RNA from Batrachochytrium dendrobatidis JAM81, 1184 nucleotides. RefSeq lists its product as uncharacterized. Gene Ontology annotation, molecular function: UDP-galactose transmembrane transporter activity. NCBI's taxonomy places the organism in Eukaryota, Fungi, Chytridiomycota, Chytridiomycetes, Rhizophydiales. Gene Ontology annotation, biological process: pyrimidine nucleotide-sugar transmembrane transport. The record is from RefSeq and is a predicted model, not a curated record. The coding region runs from base 1 to 1062 and encodes 353 amino acids. Gene Ontology annotation, cellular component: Golgi membrane. The transcript is spliced from 4 exons.
AUGGCAGCAACCAUCUUCGGAGUACCUCUUAAAUGGGUUUCUCUUGUUACAUUAGUAGUUCAAAACUCUGCUUUGGUCUUGGUUAUGCGCUAUGCUCAGACACUGCCCGGUCCUCGCUUUCUAACCUCCACUGCGGUCGUCAUGUCCGAAUUUAUCAAGCUCUCUGUAUCUUUAAUCGUUCAUAUUAUUGAAGAACGUCGUACUACUGGCAUCUCCGCCCAUAAACUUUUUCUCAGCCUCUUUGGUCCAAAUUCCGAUUGGGUUAAAAUGACCGUUCCUGCUAUUCUUUACUUUAUCCAAAACAAUCUACAAUAUGUCGCUGUUCAUUUGCUUGAUGCUGCCACGUUUCAGGUCACUUAUCAGAUGAAAAUCAUCACUACAGCCCUAUUCUCUGUAUGGCUGUUGAAUAGAUCCUUGACAGGCUUGAAAUGGAUAUCGUUGGGACUGUUGACGAUGGGAAUCGCGAUUGUCCAGCUGGCUGGUAGAUCUGCGUCAAAUGAAAAUGCUACUGUUGCAACAGAUGCCGAACCUGAUUUGAAUGUGGUUCUCAAUACAGAUCGAUUUCUGGGUUUGAUUGCUGUCACUGUGGCAUGUCUUUUGUCUGGCCUUGCUGGUGUUUGGUUUGAAAAGGUGCUCAAGGGCACAAGUGCAUCCCUUUUUCUUCGCAAUGUUCAGCUCAGUCUUUUCAGCGUAAUCUCUGGUCUUAUUUUUGGUGUGUACAUGAUAGACGGAGCCGCCAUUGUUGAGGGCGGAUUUUUUCAAGGAUACACGGUGUGGGCCUGGGCAGCUAUCAUUUGCCAAGCUGUAGGCGGUCUUAUUGUUGCUGUGGUUGUCAAGUAUGCCGAUAAUAUCCUCAAGGGAUUUGCUACAUCAAUUGCCAUCAUUUUGUCUUCAGUAGCGUCGGUAUUUAUUUUUAAUUUUGAGAUUUCUGCUGGAUUCAUGUUUGGAUCUGGGCUAGUUCUUUACGCUACACAUCUAUACAGUAAGCCUGACAAUACAAAAUCGAUUGUAUCUGCCAAAUCAGAUGUGCGGUAUGUCAAGCUAGAAGCGGGAUUAAAAUAGGAUGCAUCUAAUAGUAAAUGCAUUCGUGACACUAAUUACAACCGUAUUCACGUAAAAUGGAGCACUCCUGUAUCCAGCAGUCUUUAUUUUGCUUUGAAAUAAAUAUGGUCAACUGUCUGCUA